AUGAGCGCCGUUGCCAUCCAGUUCGACCCGACCUUUAGCGUGGGCUCUAGGCCAACAUUUGCCUGGCCAGGAAUGUUUGAAUCUAACAACACCACAUCUACCAUGAUUGCGCAAGACUUCUCGUCAAUUCUUCACCCAGUGUCUGAAUCCAGCGUCUCUCCUCAAAGUGUGCCAAAGACACUUCCCGCAAGCCCUUCUAGGGGCAUCCUCACUCCCGAGCAGCGAGAGCUGAAGAAGCAACGAGACAGAGCCCGCCGGGACUCCAGAGCUUCCACACGAAUCCAGCGAGGUAGCAGCAGCAGUUCAUAUAUGAGCUCACCACCGAUGUCAGUGUCCGAUGUUACAAGCACCAUGGCUCUCCCCAUCUAUACAACAGCUCCGCCGGCCAUGUCUCUCCUCAGCGAGCCAGCUCCAGCAUUGAGCGACCCAUCAUACAUCCCCCCUUACAGCCCACACAUGCAGGAGCAGGCGUUUACUUCUCCGUAUCAACAACCUUUGCAAUCAAACUACUCCCUGUCGGUAGAAUACCCGCCCACCUAUGCUACCUCAAACGCAUAUGGUAUCUCUCACUCUUCCAUCCAGACCACGGGACAAGACAGCGGCAUGGUGUACCGCAUGCCCACCAUGCAGUCUGGCAGCGGGGCUUCUUCUGCCGGCAGCUCCAGCAGCCAAGAUGGCGCUGGCCACGUUCGCGUGAACCACAGCGCGAAACGGCCACCUCCUACACGACAAGUGCAAACAGCGACGAAGCUCUUGAAACAAGACGACUUUCCAAUCGAGUUUCGCAUCGAAUCCGUGAUUCAUUCGCUUUUAACCUACGAGGAGGGAGGCGACGCACCAGUCGCCACCCGUAUUGCGGUCUCUCACGCAGCUUAG
This is a messenger RNA of Trichoderma aggressivum f. europaeum, 876 nucleotides long. RefSeq lists its product as uncharacterized. The transcript has 6 exons. NCBI's taxonomy places the organism in Eukaryota, Fungi, Ascomycota, Sordariomycetes, Hypocreales, Hypocreaceae. The record is from RefSeq and is a predicted model, not a curated record. Bases 1 to 876 code for a protein of 291 amino acids.